This is a messenger RNA of Symbiodinium sp. CCMP2456, 3399 nucleotides long. Lineage: Eukaryota; Dinophyceae; Suessiales; Symbiodiniaceae. The record is from the annotation of a GenBank genome assembly.
AUGUGGGGGCUGCUCGUGCUUUUUCCUGUGCUGCUCAGUGCAAGGCCCUGCCCUGGAGGAGAGUGUGUCAAGGAGCACCUCUUGCUGCAGCAGAAGCACGGAGUGCAGAAGGUCCAUGCACAGCACAAGGCCAUGGACGCAGUCAAGGUGCACAAAGAGGCAUCCAUCGUGGAGGCCCAUGGCCGCCUAGGUGUGAUCGGCAACAAGGUUGUGGAUGAGCACGGGCUGCCAAUUCGCCUUCGGGGCAUGUCCCUCUUUUGGUCUCAGUGGAAGCCGCAGUUCUGGACGUCAGGAACCGUCCAGUGGUUGAAGGAGGAUUGGGGCAUCACCCUGCUGCGCUGCCCGAUGGCGGUUGAGGCGGGUGGCUACCUGACCGACCCGGAGACCGAGGUGGCCAAGUUGGAGGCUGUGGUUGAUGCAGCUAUUGCUGCUGGUAUCUAUGUCAUCAUUGACUGGCACGACCACAAUGCCAAUAACCAUACGGAGGCGGCCAAGGGGUUCUUCACGCAGAUGUCGCAAAAGUACGGGCAAUAUCCAAACGUCAUGUUCGAGAUUUUCAACGAGCCGAUCUUCCAAAACUGGACCGAGACAAUCAAGCCGUACCAUGAAGAGGUGGUGGAGGUGAUCCGGCAAAACUCGAACAACCUCAUCAUCAUGGGCACUCGAGUUUGGUCUCAGGACGUGGAUGGUGCUGCCGAAGACCCUGUAGAGGGCGUGAACCUCGCCUACACCAUCCAUUUCUAUGCCAACACACACAAGCAGGAGCUGCGUGAGAAGGUGGUCAAGGCCCUGGAGGCAGGCAUCGCCAUCUUUGCGACCGAGUGGGGAACCUGCGAUGCCAGCGGAGACGGCACACUGAACCUCGAAGAGACAACGACUUGGCUGGACUUCUUCGCUGCUCACAACAUCUCGGAUGCAAAUUGGGCCGUGAGCGACAAGCAGGAGGCAUGCUCUGCACUCCUCCCAGGUGCUGACGGAGCAGGUCAUUGGGAGGAUUGUGAGCUCACAGAGUCGGGCCACUUCGUGAGGGCUUCAUUGCGAGGGGAGACCAUGCCGGCCACUCUUCCAACUCCCUGCCCGAGGCUGACCACGCCUCCACCCGGCCAGUGCGCAACAUCUACGGAAAACUGCGCUGAGAAGAGGUGCUGUGAGGACAUCGGUAGCAAGUGCUACCAGAAGAACGAGUAUUGGGCAUCCUGCAAGGCGAGCUGCACACCAGGUGUGGACCCCAGUGAUCCGCCCGAGUACGCCUCGCCCUGGACAUGCGAGGUGCUGACACGCGAUGCACUGAAACGCGAUGAGGUCCCGACGUGGACCCAGCAUGGCGUGCAUGCCACUGACAUUUUUGAAGAGGACAGACGGGACGCAAGGGAACAGGAGAUGGGGAGUAGACCCUUGCAAGAUAUUCCUGUACAGUACAGUGCUGCAAGGUCUCGUAUGGAGGAGGAGGAGCGUUCCACCGACCCAGUGCUGUCUGCGCACUGCGAGGCCGCUGGCUUGGAGCUCGCGGUUCGGACCUGGUGGCGUGGUGCGCCCGGUCGAAGAACGCAGCGAGAGGAUGCAUGGCUUCAGAAGAAUGCAGCAGGCGGAGUGCAGGCCGGGGCGCACCAGCGACUCAUGCGCUGCGGGAUUCCUGAGAGUGUCCUGCGAAGCGGCGUGCAGCUGGGCCAGGCGCUCGCCAAGGACGCGGGCGUCUCCAAGAACUGGCGACAGGUGGUGGAGAAUGCCUCCACGUGCGACAGCACUAGGAGGAUUCCGAGCACCCCAACGGUGGCCAGCCCUCAGGGCAGCCCCAAUGGUCAACCGAAAAGUGCGAGGGACGUGGUGAGGAAGUUCCAAGUCAAGCUCAUGCAGGAAGUGAGCCAGAAUUUCGACCUACGCCUGCCCAAGUCCACUGCUGGGGGUCUGCAGUUGUCGCCGAGGAGGAAGCGACCAGAAGUCGAACCCUCCCUGGCGAGUGCGCGUGGAAACGAGGCAGAUGAGUCGUUCAGAUAUGCACGUGAAGCAGACCAAGCAGAUUACAGGUUGGCAAGCCCGCCGGUCCGGCCCAGCAGCGAAGAUGCUGGGCGGCAGGACCCGCGAAGCAAGGGUUACGGCCGGGCCAUGAUCGUCCUACCCACGCUGCGCAUGAACGAGGUGAAGGACGGAGAAUCGGAGCGACCUGCGAGCAAGGGCUCGCAGCCAGUUCUCAGAGCUGGAUCCAAGGACAGCGCCCCCAGCAGGAGCGGGAGCAAGGGCCCCCGAAGUCGUCAACGGAUGCUGGACUUUUCGGUGGAUGCUCGGGAUGUGGCAGAAAGAGACGUUCCCAAGGCCUUUACGGCUUCGGAAGAUAUCCGCCAAAUACUGCGCCCUCCCUCGUCGACAGACCGUGCUUCCUCUCCGGGAGAUUCGGAGGGCGGCUCUCCGCGCCGCACCAGAAUCAAACUGCAGGACAUUUUCGUGGAGACCUCGAGCAAGCUGUUGGCUGGGGGAGACUUUCCCCAUCGUUCCAUGGAACAUGGACUCGAACCGCCAGGUUCCCGCUCGGUUUCUCUGCGACCUGGCAGUUCGCAAUCUGAGACUGUGCCGACGUCCCCGCGCGCCUUCUCCAAAGGUGGUCCAAAGCGCGCCCUCACCACGAGCCGAUUCGACGAGUGGUCGAAGAAGCAGGAGGUGAAGAAGACGGAGCAGGCGAAAGAGUACGAAGAGGAAUGUCGCAAGAUGGAGAGGGCUACGGAGUCAAUCCAAGCUCUGAAGACAAGCACUUUGCUGAAUGACAAGAAUGUGGCGGCCGAAGUGAUGCACAAGAAGGCCGUACACGACCUCAACGAUAUUCGCCGCAUCUUCUCCCACUUCGACCAGGAUGGCUCCGGCUAUAUCGAGCCGCCAGAAUUCAUCCCAUUGCUUGCCAAGCUCCUCCGCCGGCCGGCGGAGGACCUCGAUCGAGGAGAAGUCUGGGCGGUCUGGGACCAGGUUGACGCCGACGGCAGUGGCAGCAUUGACUUUGAUGAGUUCCAGAAGUGGUAUGCAGAGCUUAUGGGAAUCGACAUUCUCGAUUACGGGCAAAAUUUCAUCCCAGAUGACAUUUCGGAAGACCAGAAGAUGGUCCGGAGCGUUGCCAAAAGUCUGGGCCGAACCAUCCUGGAAGUGGAGAAGCUGUAUGAUGAGUUCAGGAAACUCGAUGCAGACAGCUCCAACACCCUCGAGAGAGAUGAGUUCAAAGUCUUGAUUCAACGGCAUUUUGCACCAAAAGGUCCUGAAGUGCCCGAGCACGUCUUCAAGAUGUUCUGGAAGGAUUUCGACAAGGAUGGCAAGGGGUCUGUGACUUUCAUUGGAUUUGUUAAAUGGUACCUGAAGUUCAUGAAAGGCGACCAGGACCCAAUGCAGAUGUACUUUGCCUAUAUGUCUGCCAGCCGUUGA